Messenger RNA from Triticum aestivum (bread wheat), 1403 nucleotides. RefSeq lists its product as uncharacterized. Lineage: Eukaryota; Viridiplantae; Streptophyta; Magnoliopsida; Poales; Poaceae. Gene Ontology annotation, biological process: negative regulation of catalytic activity. Bases 193 to 1119 code for a protein of 308 amino acids. The record is from RefSeq and is a predicted model, not a curated record. The transcript has a single exon. Gene Ontology annotation, molecular function: enzyme inhibitor activity.
UUGCACAUCCUUCCUAUAUAACUUCGACACACACGGGAUGCAGAGGCCGUCAACCUGCAGCAUCCUCCCGCCGAGCCGUCGCCUGCCUCCUGCUCUCUCUCGGUCUUAAUUUGGCCUGCCCUCCCCGCGCGCACACCGAUAAAUAAACUCUCGACGAGGGCGGUCGAGAAGAGACCGAAAGGAGCAAGAAACAUGGCGCGGCUCUCCGCCACCACCACCGCCCUCCUCCUCGCCACCGUCGUCUUCUUCAUCGCCGCCGGCGCCGCCGAGGCCGGCCCGACCCACAACGGCGACGCCGUCACCAAGGACUUCAUCCUCGCCCGGGGCAUAAAGCUGCACAUCUCGAAGCAGGGCACGGCGACCGACCACAUCUUCGCCGGGGGCAGCAAGCUCUUCAUCGCGAGGCACGACGCGGCGCCGGCCGACCACGCCUUGGCCGGGGGCAGCAAGCUCUUCAUCGCGAGGCACGACGCGGCGCCGGCCGACCACGCCUCCGCCCGGGGCAGCAAGCUCGACGUCACGCAGAGCAAGAUCAGCAUCCCGAAGAAGAGGCUCGCCGUCUCGCAGAGCAAGGCGUCCGUCGUCCAGAAGAAGGGCUUCAUCUUCUUGGAAGGGCGCAAGCUGGCCGCCGGCGGGGGCGCGUUGCCGUCGGCGGACACGGCCGGCGCGGCCCCGGGGGCGGUGCAGGCGUGCGACCAGCUGGAGGCGUACCAGCGGGUGUGCCACACGCUGCUGCACCUGCCCGGGGUGACGACGGCGCGGACGCUGAUGGAGACGGCGGUGCGGGUGGCGCUGGGGCGGGCGCGGGCGGCCAAGGUGACGUUCGACGCGGCCAAGGCGGCGUCCGGGGCCGGGAACCCGAUGGCGUCCAUCCUGGGGUCGUGCGAGCAGAACUACGACGACCUGGUGGACGCGCUGGAGGAGGUGAGCCGGGCGAUGCACAAGCCCGGCACCAGCAGCGAGAGCCUGGUGGAGAAGAUGACGGCGGCCAGCACCUACGCCGGCGACUGCGACAACUGGUACGAGGAGCGCGACGUCAAGUCGCCCUACGAGGUCAUGCAGCGCCACCUCGCCCAGAUGGUCUCCGUCGCCCUCGGCCUCGCCAACAAGAAGCUCUGAGCAAGCGGAUCCAUGCAUGGAAACACACGAUCGACGUAUGCAUGCUAGCUAUGCUAUGCUGCACGCGCUGGUUAAUGGACUCUUGAUUUGUGAAGGGCGUGGUGUGGUGUGGUGUGCUGUAUGCCGUAUGCAUGCACUUGAUGCUAUAUACGUACUAUGUGAUCAAGGUUUGAGGAGGUUUGUAGUGCUAGUGUAUGUACAAGUAUGCUAGCACGGCAAGCAGGUUGAUCUCGUUAAUCUAAAAUAUUUCAUUUCAAAUCAAAUGUUACUCUAUUUGGCUUUCA